AUGACUGAUUUUGCAGCAGCGCAAGAGCGCAUCCUCGCUCGUCGCGCUGCACGAGACGCCGCGAACAAUGCCGCAGCAACAGCACUAACCGCAUCUCGAACAGAGCAUCUCCUCCACCUCCCUCCAACCCUUCGAGUCCUUGCCCAACGGACACUCAACGCCUGGGACGUCGUAAAGAGCCCACACGGCACCAGACCAGCUUUCCGAGUCGGACAAGUCGACGCCGAGCUUCUGGACGAAGAACUGCUGCAUCUCCUCAAGAACCAGGCGGGAGAAGGGCUCAAGCUGCUCGGUACGCACCUCAAGGACGAUUGGGGAGCGGAGCUCAAUGCUGGGCUGAGAGCGGUACUCUGGAAGCUGUCGAUCUGGGAUCACGGGGCGAGCUACGGCGCCUCUCUCCAAGGCCUCAAGUACAUUGACGCGCGAAGAUCAACCGCUGCGGUUGCGGCGCCAGCGACACGAUUUCAGAGAGCCGCCUACGGGCUCCUCAACGUCGGCGGAAGAUACGCCUGGACACGCUGGGAAGACCAUCUCUCAUCAUCCGAAAACGGCUACGACGAGCCAUCACCACUCAUACAACGAUUGAGCCGCUUAACCACCCUCUUCUCCACUACACAGAACAUAGCCGCGUUCAUCUCCUUCCUCAUCUUCCUCUACAACGGCAAAUACCGAACCCUCUCCGACCGAAUACUUCGAAUGCGCCUCGUCCCCUCCUCCAACCAAACGAGCAGAGAAGUCUCGUUCGAAUUCCUCAACCGCCAACUCGUGUGGCACGCUUUUACCGAGUUCCUCCUCUUCCUCCUCCCCUUGGUCGGCAUAAGCAGAUGGAAGCGCUGGAUCGCGCGAGCGUGGAAGAAGACCAAAGCCGUAGUCAAGAACAUGAGCUCCGGCAGGCGAAGCGAAGAUGAAGACGCAGAAGACGAGAUACCAGGUGGCGAACUGGGCUUUUUGCCCGAAAGGACAUGCGCAAUAUGCUACAGAGACCAGAACCCAACAGGCGGACAGAGCGAGCAGGAUGUCAUCUCAGCAGGCGCGAAUACAGGAAUCGUCGGCAACGCAUCAACGGAUAUCACGAACCCCUACGAAACCGCCGAAUGCGGGUGCAUCUACUGCUACAUGUGCAUUGCACGGAGCAUCGAAGCUGAAGAGGGCGAAGGAUGGGUUUGUUUGAGAUGUGGGGAGUUGGUGAAGGAGUGUAGGCCUUGGAAUGGCGAUGUGGAGAUUCCGGUUGAAGAGCUGCCGAGACGGAGUAGCAGGAGUAGUCGGAAGAGCAUUGCUUGGGCUGAUGAGGUGGUUGACGAGAAGGAUGGGGAGGAUGAGAUGGGCAUGAGCGAGAUGGAACCGAUGCCUGUGGAGGACGACGAUACCUGA
Messenger RNA from Saxophila tyrrhenica, 1371 nucleotides. It is a transcript of the gene PEX2, whose product is annotated as peroxisome assembly protein (Peroxin-2). Gene Ontology annotation, biological process: protein import into peroxisome matrix. The coding region runs from base 1 to 1371 and encodes 456 amino acids. Gene Ontology annotation, molecular function: zinc ion binding. The transcript has a single exon. Lineage: Eukaryota; Fungi; Ascomycota; Dothideomycetes; Mycosphaerellales; Extremaceae. The record is from RefSeq and is a predicted model, not a curated record. Gene Ontology annotation, cellular component: peroxisomal membrane.